UUCGCAUGGCUGUCCCCAAGUCCAGUCUGGAAGCUGCUGGCUUUGUCACCCCUUCGGGCCCUGCCACAGUUCCCUGCCAGCCCCAGAGGCAGGGAGAGGCGUUGUCUCAGGGGUAGGGAGAAGUGCUCCCCGGUGUAGGCCUGGAAGGGGCGGUGCUCGGGAUCCUCGGGGCUGGACCGCCCAGAACCCUGAACCGAAAGCAGCCGGUGUAGGCGGGGAGGAAGGGGAGGUGGUUGUAGGCUGGGAGGUGUAAGCCCGGCCGGAAUGCCCGCCGCUGCUGCUUGGGAGCCAUGGCUCUGCGGCUGGUCACUCACUUCGAUGUGCUGGAGGACGUGCUCCCGAGUUUGCUCACACAGGCGGCGACAACGGACAAAGGAGAUGGCGCAGGUGUUUUAGAAACAACUUAUGGGAGCUUACGUGUACUAAACAUUGAAAGAAAUGGAAACAUUAUUUAUACCUAUAAGGACAAUAAGGGAAACGCUGUUUUUGGAUUAUAUGAUUGCCAAACCAGACAGAAUGAGCAUCUGUACACCUUUGAGAAGGACAUGCAAGCUGUCAGUUGUUCAGUCAACAGUGAGAGAACGAUGCUUGCUGCAAGUUUCAUUCAGUAUACCACAGAGGGAGUAAAGAAUGACCUUCAGCCAGGGUCGAAGUGCCUAACUUUGCUGGUUGAAAUACACCCUGUUAACAACGUGAAGGUUCUGAAAGCAGUGGAUAGCUGUAUUUGGGUACAGUUCCUCUACCCACAAGCUGAAAGUCAUCUUCUUCCACAGAACCACCUGUUACUGAUCUCAGAAGAGAAAUAUAUUGAGCGGUUUCAUAUCCAGAUCACCAGAGAAGAUGGAGACAGAGUGGUGAUUAGAAAUUCUAGCCAUCUCCCAAGAGAGAGACUAGCUGAAGACUUUGUUUGGGCUCAGUGGGAUCUGUCAGAGCAGAGACUGUACUACAUUGAGCUAAAGGAGUCAAGGAGUAUCUUGAAAUGCAUCCAGUUUAGGGCAGAUGAAAGUUUUAACUUAAUGUUUGAAAUGCCCUUGGACAUAUCGUUAACUGGCUUGAGAUUUAAACUUGUCAACUUUGGAUAUGACUAUCGUCAAGACUGUGAGAAGCUAUGCAAUCAGCCUUCUCUCUGCAUUUUUACCAACCAUACAGGGAGUUUGUGUAUGUGUUACAGCCCAAAGUCGGACUCACAGGAAGAAAUCACAUAUUCAGUGUUCUACCUCCAUAAAGGAUACAGAAAGACCUUCACUGCAGCUCCUGGAAGUGCUGACUCACAGGUCACAGACGGCAUCACUUUCCUCAACCUUGGCUACUUUGUGGCUGUUUACUCCCCUGGCCAUUUCCUUCAUUUACUUAACAUUCAGCAUCCAGACUUGGUCUGCCACAGUCUGUUUCUGACAGGAAAUAACAAAAUAGCUGCUGUGCUACCUCCAAGUCCUUUGCAGUCCCUGCCGGGGUCCCUGGUUCUGGACUGCUAUUCUGGAAAGGUCUAUAGAGCAACCCUUGACCAGUCAUACUUGUUGCGGUUCCUAUGGAACGCCCGUCUCGACUGUGAGAGAAUGGCUGCACUGCACUGUAUACUAUCCUGUAGUCAAGACCCAGGUUUCCAGGAAGAACAGAUUAUUCAGUGGAUUUCGGAGCAUGUCUCUGCUUGCCAUUCAUUUGACCUCAUUCAAGAAUUUCUAAUUGCUUCCUCCUAUUGGAGUGUGUAUGCAGAGCUGGACGACGUGGGCAUGCUCCUACAAUACUCCUCUGUGCUGACUUGGAACCCAGAAAUUCCCGGAAUAAAGCUUGUGACAGAGGAACUCCCAUUGCCUCUUAUGAAGGUCUACUGCUUGAAGGGGUACUGGGCAAAGUUGAACUCCAAUCUCGAGUACAUUAAGUAUACGAAGCCUCACUUGCACUACCACAACAGCGUCGUGAGGAGGGAGUGGCUUAACCUGAUCUCUGAAGAGAGAACGGGCAAAAGGAGAUCCACAAUGUACGUGAGGAACAUUCUUGAGAACGCAAUGAAGGUGAUUUCUAACAUGGAAACGAGGACACUGGAGCCAAGGUUAAUACCUUUCUUACAAGAGGAAGACCGGCACCAGAGGCUGCUUAUGGGCUUGCUGGAUCUCAUUUGGUGCUUGCUGGAAACCAGUUGGAGGAGACACAGUAUGCAUCCGUUGGUUCUCCACCUCAAUAGCCAUUGCAGUGCUGCCGAUUUUGAAGUCUUUCAUCUCAUGACCAGGAUUUUGGAUGCUGCUAGCAGUUUGUGUUUGCCUCUGCCUCCUGGUUUCCACUCUCUGCACACGAUCCUUGGGGUCCACUGCCUCCCUUUGUACAGCCUUCUGCACUACAUUGAUAACGGAGUGCUGCUGCUUACUGAGACCGCAGUCACGAGGCUUAUGAAAGAUCUGGACAAUUCAGAGAAAAAUGAACAACUGAAAUUCAGCAUCAUUGUCCGGCUCCCUCCGCUUAUUGGCCAGAAGGUUUGCCGGCUUUGGGACCACCCCAUGAGUUCCAAUAUCAUUUCACGGAACCAUGUGGCCCGGCUGCUGAAGAACUACAGGAAAGAGCCUCGGAACUCCAUGAUUGACAAAUCAUCAUUUCCGGUAGAAUUUCUGCCUCUGAACUACUUCAUCGAAAUUCUGAUGGGCCUGGAGUCCUCCAGCCAAGCACUGCAUGGCUUUGAAGGACAUGACAAUGUGGAUGCAGAAUUUGUAGAGGAAGCUGCUCUGAAACACACCACCAUGCUUUUGGGCUUAUGAAAGUGGACAUGCAGACGGACGAUUUCAAUAUUUUCCCCUCCCUUUUCUGGAAACCUUUCCACUGUCUUUAAGAUUGGGAACAGGUCAGAAUAUACUGCAGAGCUGUUGGCUUCGGUACAGUUCUUAUUCCGAGGCAGCUGCUACUUCUCUCAGUUCAAGCAGCCAGUAAACAGCCGAGAGGAAAGAACAAGUUCAAGGCUGUGUGCUGCGGCAGGAACAGUGCCCUCCUUGGUGGCCCAGUAGGCCUGGAGCUGGUUCUGUUGCACUAAAGAAUCUAAUGCAAACACAGGGGACAAUGCCUAGAACAGUGAGAGCCAGGCGGUCACUGGAAAGGACGUAGGACAGGCAGGAAAGGUCAGUGCUGGGAAGAGCAUCUCAGGAGAACCUGAAACUGAGUAAGCAAGGCCUGUCACGUCCAGUUUGGAGGAACUGGACAAAUAACCAUUUGUCCAUACAGGGCUUAGACCAGCCUUUACCUUUGUGGAGGCUCAGAUAGAGCCAUGUUUAAUUUUAUAUUUAUGAUUUAGUACUAUCUUGUCAUUAAAUACCACUUCAAAUACUGAAAUCUUUGGUCUGACUCUCCCUAAGUUUUGGGUAUAGCCUUGUUUGCAUAAGGCAUUUUGAGCCCAUCAGUGUGACUAGGGAGAGGCCCCUGACACCUGACGAGGUAUUUGGUCCUUUCUCAUCUCCCUCCUGCAAUGACAUCAUGCUGACCCCUAGCUGACCCCUAAGGCUCAGCUUUCCAGAUUCCAUUCUGCUUCUCUGUGUCCUCACGGGUUCCUGUUCACAUGGUGAGAUUUUAAUGAUUCUAAAUGUUACUAACUCACAUGCAAUCCACCGUAUUUUCAGCAAUCUUUGCUGUGCUCUAGAAACUGUCCUAGCCUAUAGAAUUUCCCUUUCACUCCAAAUAGUCAGCCAGGCUUGGAACCUUGCCACCAAGUCAGCAAUGCUGCAAUACGGUAUUUUCACAUUUUUUCUGUCUGUUCAUAUUGCUUGUGUUACAAAUUGCUCUGUACUGGAGACAGCAGGUUUUAUUUAGUUCAAAUUAAAUUUUUAAAAAUCAUUUUUUGCUAAUAAAACUCUGACAGAACCCUUAAUUUGUAUUUUAAACGGUUCAUCUUCCCUCUGCUAUUUUAAGUACCCUUGCCUACAUCCUUCCAGUAGUUUCUGUUCACGCCUGCAUUGUUCCUGUGAUUUUGUAAAGCUGAGUUUAUUGGACACAUUUAUGAAGUUAUCUUCAGUGCGACUUUGACACUAGCUCAUAAUUCUUCACUAACUUGCUGUUUACUGAAGAGUAACGUGUAACUCCCUUGGCACUUCACUCUCAAAUUUUGACCUUGUACAAUAUGAACACUCUUGCAGCCAAGCUGGUUCACUAGGCCUUGGAACAUGAGUUUGGCCUUCUUCUUUCAAAGGUUGGAACAGGUUGUUUCCUCCACUUGGAGUCCCUUUCUACCUCAAAACCCCCAAAUCUUCAUGUUCUAGGGCUAGACAAACACACACACACAUACACACAUACGCACACGCACACACACACUGGACUGUAAUCUAAGAUACUUCAGUCCAUGGUGGCACCUGCCUUUUAUCAACUAGCAGCAUACAUUGCAAUAUUUAAGAGUCUCUCUGUGAUUAAAAAAAAAUCUUACCAUUCUUAUGGUGUUUAAACUUUCUCUGUGUAUAGUUUUUAAUGCCCAAAGAGGUUCCUAAUUUCUGUGCCAUCGGGACUGUUUCAGUGUGCAGUGAUUCCUUUCUUAGCUAAAUGGCUGGUACUUACUCAAGGGUCUCACAUGUCCUUUGCUUUGGAAUGGUAGUGCAAAGCAAAGAGGUCAAAUUCAGGACUCAGAAAAUGAGAGUAAACUUAAGUCCCCAGCCAAUGUGGCAGAACAGGUGCUUGGAACAUCAUGUUGGAUUUAGCAAAAUGAAAGUAUAGUGUGUCCAUCCCCGCUGGACAUGGGAUUUAUAACUACCACCAACACAGGAGAGACAGCUUAAGCAUGUAAAUGUAAAAGGACGGCCUCACACAUACGAGCAAAUCAUCACAUCUAAUAAUAAAGACACUGGGAUCAGAAAAACAUAUGGGUGAAACGAAUCUCUGAGCAGAUAAGUAGAAUUGUUCUCACAGAAGUAACAUCACUUGAGUGACAAGUGUUCCUACCACUCUUCACACAGCCUUCGUGCUGCUGCAGCAAAGGGGCUGCAUCUGUCACAUAGCAGUUUCCUCAAUCAGGUAGUCAGACUGUGCACACAUAAAUGGGUACCUGUUUUCCCUCUAAUAGAAAGAAAACACUCUAAUGUCUGUACUUCACUGA
Mus caroli (Ryukyu mouse) is the source of this 5056-nucleotide messenger RNA. NCBI's taxonomy places the organism in Eukaryota, Metazoa, Chordata, Mammalia, Rodentia, Muridae. The record is from RefSeq and is a predicted model, not a curated record.